This is a messenger RNA of Paramisgurnus dabryanus, 5375 nucleotides long. Lineage: Eukaryota; Metazoa; Chordata; Actinopteri; Cypriniformes; Cobitidae. The record is from RefSeq and is a predicted model, not a curated record.
AAGUUCCGUUGUUUCUGGUUUAGUCCAAUCAACAGUAGGAAUAAAUUGGGGGUGGCUUCAAAUCACAGGUCCAAAUGUGUCGUUUAAGAAAAUAUUUUAUUGUCAGUGCGCAAAUUAGUUUUCCCAGCCAACACACCUUUCUACCUGUAAUCGUGAUCGUCAUCUCGUGCUGGAAUGUAUCCUGGUGAGCGCGCGUCUGAUGUGUGCCGUGUGAGUGGGUGGUGCUAGUAAUAUGAGGCGUGUUUGAUUGUAUGCGGCGCUGCGCAGACCAAUCUGUUUAUGACAUCAAAGUCCCGCGAGAGCAAAGCGCAAAUGUAAUUUCGAAUCCCUCUCGUGGUGCUUUGCUGUAAUUCCUGCGCAGAGCGCCAUGAAGUCGAACACGCCUAUUUUGUAUGCCGGCGGCAGUCCGAGCAUUAAAAAAAAAACUCUCACGAAACUUACCUGAAGAAUAAUUUUCCCUCAAAGAAGCAAAGAACACGCGCAGCUGUUAGAAUCUGCACAGAUCGACAUGAAAAAAUUUGAUAAAGAAAAUGAAGGGGGAGGUGGAGCAGAGAGAAAAUCACAAAAAGAUCAGAGCUGGAUCCCAAAGAUGUUUAAAAAGAGAGUGUGCACCACCUUUUUGGAGGAUUCCUCUAGUCAUGAGUCUUUGUGUCAGUGUGGUGCAGCAAAAGAACUUCAUUUCAGUGUAACGACAGGUGAUGGUUUGGGCAGCAUGUGGGACAGUUUGCAGCACACAUCUGAAUACCCCACUGAUGCGUUCGGAGAGGUGGAGUUUGCUGGAGCAGGACGCCGACACAAACCAUUUUUGCGUUUGUCACAUGAAACACCGCCUGACCAUGUGUACUCGCUUAUGACAACACAAUGGGGCCUCCCAGUACCAAAUCUAGUGGUGUCCUUGGUUGGGGGAGAGGGAAAAGAGAAGACGAAGCCCUGGGUACGAGAGAUGAUCAGACAGGGCCUCGUCCGGGCCGCACAAGGCACAGGGGCUUGGAUCAUGACGGCAGGUUUGAAGGAGGGAAUAAGUCGCUGUGUAGGGGAGGCAGUACGGGAUCAUUGUGCAACAGUUUCAUCGCUCUCCCAGGCCAAAGUUAUAGCUGUGGGUGUCGCGCCCUGGGGCUCGAUUCACAAACGCCAGCAACUCAUAAAUCCACAGGGCAGUUUUCCAGCUCGAUACUAUGCACAUAACAUGCCGGAUGAAUCCAGCUGCCUGGAUAAUAACCACCAGGCCUUCCUCUUAGUGGAUGAUGGAAGUGUAGGUCACAGAGGGUGUGAGACGCAGUUCAGGGCCAACCUUGAAGACUUCAUAUCCCAUCAGCGCACUGGCAUCUGGGGAAGCAUCGAGAUUCCUGUUUUGUGCUUGCUAAUCGCAGGAGAUGCUGCAAUGCUAGAGAGAGUGGAUUCAUCUCUGAAAAAUACCACUCCAUGGCUGAUCCUGGCGGGUUCGGGCCCAGCAGCAGACCUGAUAGCUGGCAUAUUGCGGGACCUCAACACACCCACGACUCCACCCACGAGUCCCACCUUGCCAUCUCCUGACCAACAGUCCAGCACAAGCAACAAUGCUGAGAUAACGAAUCGAGUGAGAGAGAGAAUCAAAAAACAGUUCCCUUUUGAGAAUGAUCUGGAUAAACUUGUGGAUCUGGCACUCAGUAUCUGUGAAAACAAAGAUCUAAUCACUGUGUUUCAUGGAGACAAGGAAGGACUAGACGACUUUGACACAAUUAUCCUUAAAGCUCUUGUAAGAGCUGCUAAAAAAGACUCAAAUGAUGCUAGUGAGUACACAGAAGAACUAAAGCUGGCUGUGGCCUGGAAUAGAGUGGACAUUGCCAAAAGCGAACUGUUUAACAGUGACAUCCAGUGGAGGUUUGAGGACCUGGAGGAAUCAAUGACUGAUGCUCUGGUGAAUGACAAACCUCAGUUUGUUCGACUAUUUGUAGAAAGUGGGCUGAACAUUCUGGACUAUCUGACGUACCAUCGUUUAGAAAAUCUGUACAGCUCAUUGUCUGACUCCACUUUAAUCUACUCGUUCCUCCAGAGGAGACUGCAUGAGCGAGUGGGUUUAGCUGAAUCUCAAAACAGAUUAUCUCUCCAACCUAAUGAUAAUUUACCUUUUAAACACCACAUGAACACCCACAUUCCUCCUGCUAUACAAGAACUCACCCUAUAUGAGGUUUCACGGAUGUUAUCUGAGAUCAUGGACGAUGUGUGUCAGCCAUUUUACUAUGAACCUCUGCGUCUGGAUCCAAAAGUGACCUCAAAGAAAGCAAUGAAGCAUGUGAAUAAGAUGCUGCUAGAGGAGAGUCCUCCUCCUUACCGAAAGCAGCGUUGUACAAGUCCCUGGGUCGCUCUCUUCACUUGGGCCGUCCUGCAGAAUCGCAGAGAAAUGUCCAUUUACUUCUGGGAAAUGUCGGGAGAGUCAGUUCUAAGUGCUCUUGCCGGGUGUAAGAUAUUAAGAGAGCUCUCAAAAUUGGAGACGGAGACUGAGGAAAAACAGUCCAUGAAGGAACUGGCUCAGACCUUUGAGAAACUAGCACAUGAUGUGUAUAGUGAAUGUUACCAGAAUAGCGAAAACCACUCUUUUAAGCUUCUCAUCAGACAGUCACUUGUAUGGGGUGAGGCCACCUGCCUGCAGAUGGCUACAUCAGCUGAUGCCCGCCUCUUUUUCAGCCAUGAUGGAGUGCAGACUUUAUUGUCCCAGAUUUGGUGGGGCGCCAUGGAUAGCAAGACAGAGGUGUGGAAAUUGGUUGUUGCAUUUUUUAUGCCUCCCCUCAUCUAUUCCGACCUCAUUAAUUUCAGAGUGGAGGAGAAAGCAGAAAACCAAGAGGAUUAUCAACAGGGUAAAGAAUUCGACAGUGUGGAGGGAGUAGAGUCCAUGGCUGAGAUCUUGAACACAGAAGACGACUUGGAGGAAUGUAUUGCUUUAAGAGAAAUCCCUGAAGCAGGGUCAAAAGCUUACCCCCCCAAACGGCCUUUUAUGAUUAGUCGAUGGAGGCAGUUCUGGUUUGCGCCCGUCACUUCGUUUCUAGGCAAUGUGUUGAUGUACUUCCUUUUCCUCUUCCUAUUCGCUUACGUCCUAUUGGUUGACUUCAAGCCUCCACCUCCAAUAGGACCCUCUCCUGUGGAGUUUGUGUUGUAUUUCUGGGUUUUCACUCUGGUCUGUGAGGAACUUCGACAGACUUUCUUUGUAGGAACCACAACUAUUCUUCAGAGAAUGAAGCUGUACAUCCAAGACAUCUGGAACAAGUGUGAUCUCACAGCCAUCCUACUCUUUCUUCUUGGUCUUAUCUGCAGGAUGUUUCCAUUGUCGUAUGAUUUUGGUCGUUCAGUACUGUGUCUGGACUACAUGGUGUUCACUCUCAGACUCAUUCAUAUAUUUGCCGUCCACAAACAGCUCGGUCCGAAAAUCAUCAUAGUUGGCAAAAUGGUGAAAGAUGUGUUUUUUUUCCUGUUCUUCCUGGGGGUGUGGCUUAUGGCAUAUGGAGUAGCCAAUCAAGCAUUGCUAUACUCCUAUGAUUCCCGCCCUGGUUGGAUAACUCGGCGAGUGUUUUACAGGCCAUACAUGCACAUAUAUGGGCAGAUACCUUUGGAUGAAAUAGAUGCUGACAAGCGAGCUGAGAAAGAAUGCACUGACAAUGUCACUCUUAUCCAUGGAGGGGCGGAGCCUUGUCCACAGUCUGAAGCUAAUUGGCUGGUCCUUAUUCUGCUGUCAGUAUAUUUGCUGGUCACAAAUAUCCUGUUGGUGAACCUGCUUAUUGCCAUGUUCAGUUACACAUUCAAUAAGGUUCAGGAGCACAGUGAUGUACACUGGAAGUUUCAGCGCUAUAACCUUAUCGUAGAGUAUCACUCACGGCCCUGCCUCGCCCCGCCCUUCAUCAUCAUCUCUCACCUGCAUAUCUUCAUCAAGAGAGUCAUCCAAGAACGUCCUUCUGUUAAGAUCCAACACUUCGUGUUGAAUAUAAAAGGCAAACAGGCCAGUUGGCUGAAUACGUGGGAGUCCAUGCUGAAAGAGAACCUGCUAUCCGUGGAGGGCAAGAAACUAAGAGAGAGUGACACAGAACGGCUCAAACGCACAUCUACAAAGGUGGACAGCGUACUGAAGCAAAUGGUGGAGAUCCGUGAUCAUGAUCGAAGGUUAAAAAAGCUGGAGACAGAGGUGGAGUAUUGCUCUACUGCCCUCUCCUGGAUCGUGGAGGCACUGUCUCGGAGUGAUCUAGUAAAGCACACACCUUCACCCCCACCGCCACCUCCUUCCAAAGGCAUACCCUUGAAAAGUCCAACUUCUCGCAGAUGAAAACCAAUAAGCAGACGUGUGCAAUAUUGUGGAAUUAAUCAAAAUAUAUAUACAAUGAAUUUAAAUUCUUUAUGUUUUUUGGUUCCAACUUUGAAACAUUUCAUCAGAACAUGGAUGUAUUUAUUGUUCAGAAAACAAUCCUUGUAAAGUAGCUAAGUUCUAAAUCAUCUAAUAUAUAUUUUAUAAUAUAUUAUUUCUGAAACAAUUGACAGGUAAUAUAGGCUACUGUAUAACAGGGUGGUAAAAUGUAUUUUUAUUUUGUAUUAUCUUCUUGCAAAUAAGUGACAAAUAUAUAUGGGUUUAACAGUGCAAAAAUAAACUUUGUUAGAACAUUUAUUUUAGUUAUAUGGGGCAACACUUCGUAGAAAUUUUCCUACAUUGGAUCAUACAAUCUUUUUUUAAAGGCCAUAUACGUGAUUCAUGGAACGAAUGUUUAUAGAGAAAAAGUACGUACGCCUCACUUUCAGAUGUGAAAUUUAUAAAUCGCAAUGAUCUUGAAAUUGUGCGCAGCUGAACAGUUUCAGAUUUCCGCCUUUAAAUUUAAAUAUAAAAGACCACCUGACAAUGUUUAAAUCGUUUUUGAGCAGCAAGAAUGUCUGUUAUUUGCAAAACCUGCAGCAAUUGGACAAGCAAAAGUGCGUACGUCUGCUCAGCCCCUGACAUGGUGCUAAACACAUUCCUACUUCAUAUAUGAACGUUGCCGUGGAUUUUUGCGUACGCACACUUUACGAUCAAAUCUACGUGUACGAACACUUUAUAAAUUAGGCCCCUGAUCUAAAAAUGUACUCUACUGAAAAUCCUCUUUAAUUUAUUUUAUAUUUUAAAUAAAAUUUUAUUACUGAAGUAGUACAACAUACUAACAACAGCCUACCAAAUUUAUAAUUUUUUAAAAUGUUUCCUUUUAAUACAGGUAUCGGUUUUAUGGUAAAAAAAUAUAAAUUAUGUUUCCUGAUUAAUUUGUUUAUUUGUUUGUGUGUUUUAUUAUGAUCUGUAUGUGCGUACAAAUAGUCAUUGCAUCAUGGAAAUCAAAGCAUUUUUUGUAAUAUUAACUUAUUAAAAACUUUUGUAAGAUUUUCAGAAGACAGCU